GCUAUAUUUUGGACCCGACCGGACGUGUGCUAACGGAGACUUUUGUUUAGAGCGCGUAAAAAAUUAUUAAUAAACGCGAUAGAAACGUCCAGCGUCUGCAAGAAUAACAAUUGAAAUGUCCUCCAGCUAAGGGGGCCCGCGGUAUGUGCGAGUGCGAGCGUGUCAGGGGGAAUGUGUAAAGUGUCCGAGUGCAAAGUGUGUUUAUUGUUAAAUUGCCAGCAAUUAGUGGAGCAUUAACUGCCACAAAUGAGCACAGCGGAACUGGAUGCGGACUUGGAGUCGUGUGCGCUACUGAACGCUGGUGAUACCACCGUCGAUCCUGGCAGGACACGCGCUAAGCAGCGCGUCAGUUUGAACUCGAAGCGUCGACGCAGCAGAAUGUCGCGGCGGGCGAACCUCAUUGGCAUCUGUGGCGUGGGCAGUCUGUGCAUCCUGCUGCUGAUAGCCACCACCCAGCAUCGUCCUCUCACGACGCCCUUCAACCAGGGAUCGGGCGGCGGCCCGGCGGGGGCAGCGGCCUCGCUCAGCCAGGCGGCCGCCUAUGGCGUCGAUGGAGGUCCCUCCAACAGCCUAGGCCGCAACUCCUUCUACGAACGCCUGCAGCAGCAGAUGCAGCAGCAGCCCUCGCAGACUGUCGUCUACAACCUGACAGCUACUAUAGCGGAUGUCCUGUCGGCUCAACGGUCGCGCAUCCUCACCGAAAUGGAGAACUUCGAGUACCCGCGCGGCGGGGCCGAGCGGCUCAGUGACAUGACGCCCGCCACAAACGGCACGCCCGUCCGCAGUGUGGUCGUAACCUCCUGGCGGUCGGGCUCCACCUUCCUGGGGGACAUACUCAACUCCAUUCCAGGCAACUACUACCACUACGAGCCGCUGCUCGACUUUGGCAUCAAGCAGGUUCGCGAUCCCGAUGACCAGGACCUGGCCGUCCAGAAUCUAAAGAAUCUCCUCAACUGCGACUACGCCGACAUGACGGACUACCUGAACUUCGGAAAGACGCACACAUAUCUCUUCGAGCACAACACCCGACUGUGGGACGUCUGUCGCGAGUAUCCGCGCUUCUGCUGGCGGCCCCACUUCCUCACGCGCUUCUGUCGUCUCUUCCCCAUUCAAAGCAUGAAGACGGUGCGGCUGCGCCUGGCGCAGGCCGAGAAACUGCUGGAGGACCAAAGUCUGUCCAAUGUGCGGAUUGUGCUGCUGGUGAGGGAUCCGCGCGGAACGAUGCAGUCGCGACGGCAUCGCGUGUGGUGCGCUGGCCACGAGGACUGCGAGGAUGCGCGACUGGUGUGCCAGGAUCUGCAGGACGACUACAAGACAGCCGAGCUGCUGCUGGAGAAGUAUCCCUCGCGUUUCAGAACCCUACGCUAUGAGGAUCUGUCGUUGAAUCCCAGUGAAAUGACCCAGGACAUACUGCAGUUCUAUGGCCUGCCGUUCGAUCCCGCUGUGGAGGAGUUCUUGGAUACGCACACCAAGGUGAACAUUGGCGGCGUCAGCUCCACAUAUCGUGAUUCCAGAUCAGCGCCAUUCCAUUGGAUGCAGGAUCUAAAGCCCGACGACAUCAAGCAAAUCCAGGAUGUUUGCGUCGAAGCCAUGGAUCUGUGGGGCUAUCGACGCAUCGACAGCUUCAGCAACUUCUCCAGCCUCCAGCAGACCUUCGAUCCGAUGGUGCUGCCGCCGCCGUUCACGUGAAGCGUCCACGGCACUAGUGUUAGCUGAUCUAUCUAUAGCGAUAACUGAUAAUGAUAACUAAUUCUUCUACUUGGUACAUUUUGUUGUGAUAUCGUCGUGUUGAGCGAGCAAAAAGAAAAAUAGGCAAAGAGCGGAAGGAACGGAAGGAGCGUAAGGAGGGAAGAGGAAAAGCGAGGAGGGAUUAAGGGAGGAGAACGCAUUGUGGAAACUCGAUUCAUAGCUGGCACAUUUUUGCAAGACACGCAAACACACUUAACUGAGCAAUAGUUAUUACAAAUAUAUACUGAAUAUACAAUAUGAAAUGCAUAAUUUUAGUAAUUGGCGAAUUUUGUGUAGAGCGUAAUAGCGUAAAGCGUAACAGCGUAACAGUCGAAUAUCAGAUUUACAUUUAGGCCUAGCAUUUAAGCUAACCAAUAACGGAGAAGAGAACUUAGUCUAUUUAGGGCUGCGUAUUGAGUAUUGUUUACCCGGCUUUUUGAUGUAAAUUAUUUAGGCAAUGAACUUUUGUAAUUCAGCUUGACAAGUGCAUAGAGAAUCCAGUGAUUUAGCGUCUAACACAAACACAAACGUAUCUAAACGUAUCAGCAUCGGUCGGUAACUAACUACAAAAAAAACAGAUCGGUUCAGCUCAGUCCUGUUCUGUUCUGGAGAGUAGACAGGAACUGUAUUAUACAACAACUGUUUGGCAACACACAAAAAUUGUGCAAUAUUAUAAUCAAAACGUAACUCACGCUAAAACCAAUUUAGACACGAAUUUCCUUAACUGAUCAAAUGAAAUCGAAACAAGAGCAAUGGGCACUCGACUCCUAAGCAUAAGUUUCCCUAGGCGUACAAUAUAUUAUUUUUAUGGUUAUUUAGUUGUAAUUGUAAUUAAAUUGUACUAUACUUUACUUGUCCUUAAUGUCUACAACUAAGUUCGAUUCGUUUUCCUUUUCAAAAACGAAGGCCCAGUAACGUGUGCGAUCAAAUUGGCAACAAGAAAAUGGCUACAAAUUGGAUAAUUUGAUAAACGAUAAAGAAUCCAGCAAUAUUUGCAUAACUUACACUUAUUAAGCAAAUUACCAACUGAAUAAACAAUGAAAUUUAAAAUUAA
This is a messenger RNA of Drosophila persimilis, 2782 nucleotides long. Its product is annotated as carbohydrate sulfotransferase 4. Gene Ontology annotation, biological process: sulfur compound metabolic process; N-acetylglucosamine metabolic process. Gene Ontology annotation, molecular function: N-acetylglucosamine 6-O-sulfotransferase activity. Lineage: Eukaryota; Metazoa; Arthropoda; Insecta; Diptera; Drosophilidae. The transcript has 4 exons. The record is from RefSeq and is a predicted model, not a curated record. Bases 247 to 1689 code for a protein of 480 amino acids.